Messenger RNA from Limanda limanda (common dab), 2503 nucleotides. RefSeq names its product chromosome 9 C19orf44 homolog (gene c9h19orf44). The coding region runs from base 232 to 2130 and encodes 632 amino acids. The transcript has 9 exons. NCBI's taxonomy places the organism in Eukaryota, Metazoa, Chordata, Actinopteri, Pleuronectiformes, Pleuronectidae. The record is from RefSeq and is a predicted model, not a curated record.
GGGACUCCAUAGUGUUCCGUAAGCUGUUUACAUCACACAGUAACUCAGAGAAUCAUGAAGGUCUACAAAUCAAUCUAUGACGAACAUUUUAUUAAUAUGCACCGUGUGUGUAGCUAGCCAGUAGCCAGCUAACAUGCUAUUGGCCACUAGCUAGCUAGUACCUUUGCCUGUAACGCAGGAUGAAACAGUUGUAAACACGCGUGGCUGCUGUUAGCACAACGCAGUGUGAAGAUGUGGAAACGAGGCGGGGGGAGCUCGGCCCUGGACCGGGCUGAGGAGCUGCUGUCCGCCAAGAGGAGCAGCAGAGGAGCCGCUGCUGCUGAGGCCACACAGCGACCUGCACCCACAGCACCCCCACACACCGGCGUCAGACCGCAGAGCUCUAUAGGAGGAGGAGGAGGAGGAGGAGGGAGCAGGUUUUUGAAGAAGGCUCCACCGUCUGCAACCAACAGCAACCAGUCACCUGUCAGCAAGAGCCAAACACAGCAGAUCCCUGAGCCAAGAUGUAUGUCAUCCUCCCAGACUGCUGCUCUGAGUAGACUGGCUCAAAUUGAGAGCAGCCUCCGCAGCCGAAAGCAGGUCCAGGAAGAAGCUAGACAGCGAAUCUCUCCUCCACCAGAAACAACCAGUGUGCCUGUCUCGGUUCAGUCCAGCAGUGACCAGAGUCUAAAUAGGAAACGUUUCCUCAAGAACAAAGCAGCAGCCAGAGCCGUUGACAGCACCAACACUGCUGCUGCUUCUGGGUUUCCAAAUGGACCAGAUGUGGGCAUCAGGUCCAGGUCCAGAGCUGCUGAUGCAGAUCUCUCUUUGGCACGUUUGGAGAUUAAGUCCAUGAGAGUUGUAAGAGGUGUGAAUCUGGAAAGUGAUGAAGAGGACAUGAGGAAACUGCUCGGAGACUCUUUGGAUUCAACAGACAACAGCUUGUUAAAGCUGGGGAUACCUGCUUCUGUGAGAACAGCAGACAAGAGCAAAAGUAAUCAGAAGGUCCACUCCACAACUCCUCAAGGUGCUGUUCCUCCUUUGCCACCUUCCAAUGCAGCACCACCUCGCUCUCCCACCUCUCCUUCUCGCCGUUCGUCUCCUUUUCGCUUCACUGGGCAGGUCCAGGCCCAGUUCAGCCCCUCUGCGCUGUCUCCCACCCCCUCUCCCCCAAGGAGAGGGAACUCUGCUCGCAGGAUGGCCAGUCCACAGCGCUCCCUCUCCUCCAUGUCAGGCCACAGUGAGGUGCAUUCUCUGGACGAGCUCUUCCCAGUGGCGCUUGGCUCUUCAGAUUCCCACAGCGAGAUGAGCUCAGUUUCAUCUGAAGACUUCAAGAUAAAUGUGAUGACGUUAGAUGACCUUGUCCCGGCUUCGUUUGGAUUUACAGAGGAAACACCAAAACAGGAGAGAGAACACAAGGAGAGGGAAGAGGAACAGCAAGAGAAAGAGGAGGAGGACAUAUUGGACUAUCAAAGUGACUUUGAGAGUGAGAGCAGGUCACAGCCAAAUCACAGUGCCAGCCAGGUUUCAGAGCACCUGCAGGGAGACAGAGAUGAAGUGGAGGUGGCGUUGAAGGUCAGAGAGGAAGCUUCGAAUUCAGAUGUGUCCAGUGAGAGGACAGAAGACGAUUACUCGAGCACUUUCUCGGACACAAUCUCACAGACCCCAGGUCGCAGUCAAACAUCAAAGUCAUUCAGCAAAAGCAGUGACUCCAGAUCCUCAGUGUCACACGGCCGCAGGACCUCAAGUCACCAGUCGAGGAGACGGGCUUCAGAAAGAAAGGUUUUAAAAGAGGCCGCAGUACAGACGCAGCCUGAUACCAUGUCGCACACAUGGUCAACUGGCGUAGCUGCAUUUGACCCCACAACCUACAUAAAGCCCACGCCAGUGGCUGCUUACACUCUGAGUGCAGAGACACUGGAAGCUGUCAGCACCUUCAACCCAGCUGCGUUUGUAGUCAAUGAAAUGCUGAAGCAGCAGCUCGCCUUGACGAGGCGGUUCAUCGAGAGCAGCCGACACCUUCACUCCAGCCUGGUGCAAAGUCUGGAACCACCCAACUACAGAUACACCACACUGGAGGGCACCAUGCAGUACAUUCGCAAGCACAGAUGUUCCAAACUCACAAUGGAGAAAGGCGUAGAGGAGGUGUAGCAGGAGAUGACGACUGUUUGUGACCGAUGACUCCGUCAAACUGGAUCACUGAAUCUGCUGGUGCAGCGCAAGAGACAGUUGCCAUAUAUAAAGUUUUAAAUAGUUGAUAUUUUUUAUUUUGUAUGAAUUACUUGUUGUCACUUUGUCAAAUGCCAUGAACAACACAUGCCUACAGUGUCUUCAGUGAGAAAAACCUGUCAUCCAUUCAGUUAGAAUCAUGUGAUAUUAGUAUUGUGAAUGGAUCAGGCUUUUUUUAAUUGUCUUAAUGAGUCAUUUAUAGGACUUGACACCCCUUCCUUCCACUGGUGAAAUAAUGUGCACGCUGUCCUCUGUAUAUUCUCAGGAAAUAAUGAUAAACAGUCUUAAACCUUCA